This is a messenger RNA of Ruditapes philippinarum (Manila clam), 2124 nucleotides long. Its product is annotated as beta-hexosaminidase subunit beta-like. NCBI's taxonomy places the organism in Eukaryota, Metazoa, Mollusca, Bivalvia, Venerida, Veneridae. Gene Ontology annotation, cellular component: membrane. The transcript has 14 exons. The coding region runs from base 31 to 2022 and encodes 663 amino acids. Gene Ontology annotation, molecular function: beta-N-acetylhexosaminidase activity. Gene Ontology annotation, biological process: glycosaminoglycan metabolic process; ganglioside catabolic process; carbohydrate metabolic process. The record is from RefSeq and is a predicted model, not a curated record.
GAACAACAUUAACAUCAUAUCUUUCAGAGCAUGUGCACUUGGUAUAUACCUGUUCAGUUCUUUCUCUUGGAACUUUCCAUCAUGGUUGUAAAAAUACCCGAAUCAGAUUGUGUCAAUCACUUCAAACCAAAGGUUGUUGUAACACGCAAUAAAUACUUUGAUCUUAAUAUCAAUGAGCGUUACCCAUUCAAACCUGGAUUUGCCAUGGCGCCAUUUUCUUCAGUUGGAGAGCCUUGGCCUUUACCUAAGCAUUUCAAACAGAACGGGAUGGAACUCUUACAAUUACAGAAAUCUACUUUUAAAAUCUCGGUGCUCAGGGGGAAAUCAUGUGAUAUUUUAAUGGAAGCAGUUAAACGAUACAGGAAUAUAAUAGACGAAUAUAUUACUGAGGAGCAUUACAACUUCCCAUUUAAUUUUAACGAGGAAACUUUCAACGACCGUAAAAGCUACAUAGAACAGAAAUAUAAGAGUGUUAGAAUGAUGCCAGACCUAGAAGUUACUGUGAUAAAUGACCAUUGUGGUUACCCACAUAUAAAUAUGAACGAAUCAUACAACCUUGACGUCCGUCGAGAUGUGGUCAAGCUUUCUGCACAAGAAGUAUGGGGAGCUCUUCGAGGUCUUGAGACUUUUAGCCAGUUAUUGUUCCGGAAACAAGACACCGAGGAAGUGUAUGCGAAGGUAACGGAGAUAACAGACUCGCCUAGAUUCCCUCACAGAGGUGUCAUGAUUGAUACAGCUAGACAUUAUAUUUAUAAAGAUACAAUAAAACAAGUCCUGGAUGGAAUGGCAUAUAACAAACUCAAUGUUUUACACUGGCAUAUUGUUGAUGAUAACUCGUUCCCGUACAAGAGUGAAGUAUUUCCUAAACUCAGUGAAAAGGCUGCUUUUCAUCCUACCCUGGUUUAUACACUGUCUGAUAUCAGAGAUAUAGUAGAGUACGCCAGAUAUCGCGGAAUAAGAAUUAUACCGGAAUUUGAUACACCAGGACAUUCGUUUGCUUGGUUCGCAUAUCCGGAAAUAGUAAGCAAUUGUUAUCAAGGGAACGACGACUUAGGGCCACUAGGACCAAUCAAUCCGGCUCAAAAUAAAACUUACGAAUUCAUGGGGAAGCUAUUUAGUGAGAUAUUCGACAUUUUCCCCGAAGAAUUCGUGCAUUUAGGUGCAGAUGAGGUCACAACCCUAUGUUGGGGUACAAACCCUGGUAUCAAGUCGUACAUGCAAAAAUACGCCGGAAUACAUGUAGAAACGUCACAUAACAAGUUCAUCGGCCGAACAUUGGGCUACUAUUUUGAGCGAUUGAUACCAACUCUACAUGCUACAGCGAAAGAAAAGAAGCAGGAAAAGACAUUUAUUCUGUGGGAAGACAUUAUCCUUAACAACAAUCAAGUGCCGCCAAAUUCAGUAUUGCAAAUAUGGACAGGAGAUGUGAAGUCUGUGAAUAAUCACGGUUAUCGUGUGAUAUUCUCAAAGUGCUGGUAUUUGGACAAACAUAAAGAUUUUCACUGGUUUGAUAUGUAUAGCUGUGAUCCGUCCCCUUACACUACAGAGGAAGAGAAGGACAAGGUACUGGGAGGAGAGGUUUGUAUGUGGACAGAAUUUGUCUCCUCUGAUUCCGUAAUGACUACCUUAUGGCCACGUUCGUGUCUGCCUGCAGAGCGUUUAUGGAGUCCGAGGGAAACGACGGACGAAAAUAGUGCCGCGUCACGUUUACAAGAACAAAGAUGUCGCAUGAUUUUUCGUGGACUACCAACAGGACAAAUAUCAGGGCCCGAUUAUUGUUUGCGACACAAAGACAGGCCUUUAGAGAACAGGGCUCAACGUUCGGUUCAAGAAGAUACUACACGGUCUUGGCGUUUAAAUACUAACGUAAAAGAAGACAAGAAAAUAGGAAAGUCCAUUAUCACCCAUCACAACUAUUUACAAUAUGUGUCGCUGUCCAUAUGUGUGCUCGGUAUGUUAACAUUGAUGUUUGCGAAGAGAAGAAUUGCCAAGAAGAAUGUGUUCAGUUAUAUUUAUCACUGAGAAUUACAAAAAUUAAACCCCGGGUAUAUGUAAAUAACAUACUUUUAUCAAUAAUCAACAUUUACUAGUGUCAUUUACAUGUAUUAAACGGUGGAUGCAAAA